AUGGUCAAAUGGGUUCCUUACUGCUGCUGCUCCAUAUGUGAUGCAGCCCUCUGUAAUACCCUGUCUCUCACUGGCAAUAAGAAGUCUCAAAUAGAGCAAGAGAGGUGGUGUGGUCCGGCCCAACAAGUGGUUAAGAGAAGCCAAUGUGACACGUGUGAUUCUGAAAAUGUGAAAACAGAUGAGCUGCCUGUUUCUCCAAAGGAGAAGCAACAAUCCGUAACACUGUGUCCUACUGAGAAUCGUCAGCUGUGUCAUACUGGGAAACACCUCCUUUACGUGUGUGAAGAAGUAGAAGUGGGUGAGAACGUGGGAGAGCCAGAUAAAACAAUGGAACACUGUGUGGAGGAUCUGAACAUCUCGCAUGCAGAGACAACCAGACAGCCACCUAUGGAAGACGUACCUUUACUAACCAUGGAUGUAAUAAAUCAACACCCAUCCUGUCAAACAAAUGAGACAGAGGACUUGGAAAUUACCAAACCGGAACAUGGCUCAGACUUCUCGUCUGAGACAGGUGCUAACCAGGCCCCAGAUUGUGACCCGGAGAGUAACCCUGACACUGACCUCCAGGGAUUAUGCUCAUUUUUCUGUCAGCACUGUCAAAGACGGUUUAGUACUCGGCAAGGCUUGGAAUGCCACAUACAUACCCCAGCAUCCUGCCACACACAGACAUUUAAAUGCCGCCACUGUCGAAUGUGCUUUAGGACGCAGUUUGGCAGACGGCGACAUGAAAGAAGGCACGAUAGCGCAAAUAGGACAGGUGUUCUCAAAAUUCCCUCUGUGAAGAGAGUUGGAGAGAAUACAGGGGUUGUCACUUCAGAAGAAAAAGACCAGAGUGCCCUGUCUUCACAACCAGUCGUACACCUUUCUGGGCCUAAUUCAGUAAGAACUGGUGGCUCAGAUGGAAGUGGGGACGCUAAGGGUGCUUUUGUCUGCAAGUACUGCAAAAAGGCUUAUGGCACUCACACUAACCUGAGAAGGCAUGAGCGCAGAAUACAUGAACGUCGACUCCUACCAAGAAGUGUCAAUUCAAAUGCUAAAAGUCCUCAGGAGCUUCAAAGUCAGCAGCCUGAUGGUUUGGCAGAAGCUUCUUUAAUUGCUAGUACUCACCCCAAUGAGGAGACCAAACAAGAAGAGUACAUGGUCGAUAUUUCCAGCAACAUCUCUGAAAACCUCAGCUUUUACAUUGACGGGAAAAUCAUCUCAACCAGUGCUGUUACAAACUGUGAAGUGAUGGAGGUAAAUUCUGCUUCUACUGUGCUUGACCUGGAUGCCUUGAUAAUCAACCCAUGCCACAUGACCCUUGACCCCUCUGGCCAACCGUCUGUCAGAAGAAGGACAUCUACCCCACCUUUAUUGCCACAAAUAAAAAUUGAAUUAGAGUCUGAAUCUAUCUUGACAACAUCUUCCUCAAACACGGAAGGUACUUUAAUUGGCACCGUUUUGCCCAGGCCGUUAGAGACUAUUGUUUUCCAAAAAGACAAAAUGAUUUAUCUGUCCCCGAAGCUGAAGCAGCUUUUACAGAACCAAGGCAACAAUAAGUCAACAUUUUCUUUGUUUACUGAAGGUCAAAAAUUCUGUCCGUCAUUAACUGUUUUACCUGCAACGACUAGCAGGUUUAGGAGAAGAACAUCAUCUCCUCCUUUGCCUUCACAGCAAAGCACUACGUCUGAGUUAAAUACCACUAUGGCUCAGGAGGAGCUUUCUCCAGUACUUAAGGUGCCAGAGAUGGACAUCCACUACACUUCUUCUGCUGUAAUAAACCUUACUAAAAAAGAUGAAAUACAAGCAGAGAUUCCACCAAUAAAUGACAAUGCUGCCAGUCAGCAUGUUCUGCCAUUGGACUGCUCUGCAUCUGGGACUGGUGGGAGGUCAUGCAAUCAGCAGCCACUAGACCUCUCCAACACUGUGGCAAAAAACGACCCCGAGGUCUUUGAAGAGUGUGCUCUGGAUCUGAGCAUGAACAGAAAGAGUUCUGAGUCUGACUCACCAGAAUGCUCAGCCUUCCAGUUACAAGUCAGAAGAACGAAACCUAACUCAAGCAUGUUGGAGAAGGUCCUACUAGACCAGUAUGCUGUCGUAGAUGUCCCUGCGAUUGCGGAUGCAUUGAUUACCAGUGAUCAUGUAGUAACAAAUCCUGCAGUAAUGACUGACCCAGUUAAUACUAAUCCCGAAAGAGUUAUGUUUGAGCUGUCUCCGGCCUCGUCUGAUGCACUGCACCUAACCCCUUCAGCACUUACUCCUGCUGUAUUGCACACUGUACCUUUAACCCAGACAUUUUCAGAACUAAACACAUUUACUCAAGUACCCAAUGAGGUUUUUGUUCCAGUUUCCACACCCAUAACCAGCGAGCUGGUUCGCCCAAGUUCUGAUGCUCAGUGUUCCAUUCCUGUAGUUCCCCCAGCUCCUGUAGAAAUGACUGUUGGAAAUCCCUUAACAGCUUUUAAUGUGUCUAUUCCUGAUUGGCUUAAUUGCGCGUCUGGUGGUAUGACUCAUGCACUUUUGCCCACAGCCCUGCCUCUAGGUUUGCAAGGUCCUCAGAUUUCUACAGAUCCAUCUGGGUGUGAACUAGCACAAAGAACUUUAGUGAUGACAUGUAAUGAUUCUGUCUUGUCACCUGAAGCACAGCUAUUUUCUCCGUCUUUGUUGAUCAACCAGGCAAACAUCACCUCCUUAAGUAUUCCUCCAAAUGUAUUUGUCAUUGAGUAUACAGUCGCACUGGAGUCCACUAAUUCCAAUCCUGUCUUGCAAACUAAUGCCAUCAACUGUCUCUUUGACAAAACUCCACCAGAACCCAAUGACCCACCAGAGCUCCAAUCUUCAUCACAACCACUGACUGACAACACUGAGCCCUCGGUUCCAGAACUGACAGAGGCUUGCACUGAUGAGCCUCAAGAUUUGCAACUGGACUCACCCACUAAUGUAGCCUCAUUAGAUAAUCCAGAAGCUGAAGACCUAUCAUCGUUUGAUUCUAAUCCCCGAGAAACAAUGGAGACUGAACCAGCACUUACAGAUGGUUCAACAUGCUCUUUUAGUCCUGAAGAGGCUUCAGAAAUUUCUGUACAGCACCACUCUUUGAGUGAGGAACAAAUAACCCUGCCUCGUCUGUGCAAGCGCUUCUUGUGCAAUGCUUGUGAUGAGUCUUUUCAGUCCAUGAAGGGUCUGAGUCAGCACAUCAGCGAACACUCAGACACUUGGCCAUAUAAGUGUGAGUUUUGUGUGCAGUUAUUUGAAAGUGAAACUGGUUUACUGGAGCACCGAUCCAGUUAUCAUGGCAUUGGUAAAAUAUACGUUUGCAGAGUAUGUUCUAAAGAGUUUGCCUUUCUUUGCAACCUCGAGCAGCAUCAUCGAGACCUCCAUCCUGGUCAGGAGUGCUCCCACACUGAGGUAGAAAAUGGUAAACUGAGACCUGAAAAUCAUAAUAGUCCCUUAAAAGUGGAUUCUGCAACCUCAGUGAGCCCUAAAAAUGACAAAAAUCAGUUCAAAUCCUCUCCAAAAGCAGAGGAGGACACUAACAGUGAGAACACUACUGAAGAGAUAUACACCACUAUCAAAAUCAUGGCGACUGAAGGCGUCAAACCCAAGGGUACAGAUGUGCGCCUGGGUAUUAACCAGCAUUACCCGAGUUUUAAGCCACCUCCAUUUCCUUACCACAACCGCAGUCCAGUCGGAAUGACAAAUACAACUGCGACUAACUUCAGCACUCAUAACAUCCCACAGACCUUUAGCACCACCAUUCGCUGCACUAAGUGUGGCCAAGGCUUUGACAACAUGCCUGAACUGCACACGCACAUAUUAGCCUGUGCUAAUGCCAGUGACAAAAAGCGCUACACUCCAAAAAAGAACCCCAUACCUCUUAAACAAAUCGCAAAAGUGCAAAAUGGAGUUCUGCUCCCUGCAAGAGGAGUCAAUUUGCGACAAAAUGCCUCUCAGAAACUUGGCCAGCUGAAAAAGUUUACCAGCAAUGAAUCAGACGCUAAGAUGAAGCUGAACUCUCAUAAUAAGAAGAAAUCUCUGUGGGUGCACCGAGGCAAGCCUGUGGGGAGGAAAGCUUCACAAGAAGGGCUGGAGGUUUUCAAUUGCCCUCACUGUAGCAGGGAGUUCACCUACCCUGCCAGCCUGAAGAAACAUAUGGCUAUCAGCUGCCCCUUAAGACCUGUCUGCAGGAAACUCAAAAAAAGAAAAGCAAGCAUGGCACUAGCCCAGGAAAACAACGGGCGCUUUCGUCCACGUGUAGCGGAAGUCAUCAUGAAAUCGCAAAGAUUGAACCAAGGUCAGAAAACCAUUGCAAAAAUACAAACCAAAGAGUCUGGUUCAGCCAAAUUCACCAGUCUACCAGUUAAAACUCACAUUGGCAAGGGAAAAAUUACAGUGCAUAAUUUUAGGCCUAAAAGAUCUGACGUUCUGUCCGGCUCAGCAGUUCACUUGGGUAAGAAAAGUAAACUCAUUCUAAUGGAAGCCAUUCAGUCACCACUGGCAUCAAAUAAGUAUCCAACAACGAUAAGAAAACUACAGCAACUGAGCAACAGGGUACAAGGAGUUGGGAGGGAAAUAAAGCAGGAUGAGGUGGAGAUGAGAGAAAGAACUGCAGGUCCCGUUACUCGAAGUCUGCAGCAGGCUAAUGGCACAUUAAACAAUACACCCAACAACACUAAUAAAAGGACUAACCAUGGAGGCAUGACGGACAGGCAGAAUGGCACUGCGAAUCAACCAGGUGUGGACUUGAAGAAGUCAAAAGACAAAUUGAAUUAGCAGAAUGAUAUUUAUUACAAAUUAUGUUAUUAUUCUUGUGUUCUAACUUUUUUGUACAUCUCCUGAAAGUAAUACAAUUGGUUUUGUAUAAGACUGGAAGAAGAUAAUUGUGAAUAUGUGUUA
This is a messenger RNA of Trichomycterus rosablanca, 4872 nucleotides long. It is a transcript of the gene prdm2a, whose product is annotated as PR domain containing 2, with ZNF domain a. The transcript has 3 exons. NCBI's taxonomy places the organism in Eukaryota, Metazoa, Chordata, Actinopteri, Siluriformes, Trichomycteridae. Gene Ontology annotation, biological process: regulation of transcription by RNA polymerase II. Bases 1 to 4749 code for a protein of 1582 amino acids. Gene Ontology annotation, molecular function: RNA polymerase II transcription regulatory region sequence-specific DNA binding; DNA-binding transcription factor activity, RNA polymerase II-specific. The record is from RefSeq and is a predicted model, not a curated record. Gene Ontology annotation, cellular component: nucleus.